UAUCAAUCACAUUUUCGAAUUAUCAGAUUUACCCAAAAGGCCAUUAAAGUUACACGACCGAUGGUAAUGACAACUGUAGCAAUGGCUACUAUUUCCGUCGUUUUUGGUGCCGUUCAUGUCAUAGGGAAUGAACCAUUGGAAGUCAAAGCGCAAUUUGUGGGCCUCAACGUGGGAUACGGUCUCGAGCUGUACUUAAGCGCUUGGGCAGCAGAGAACUUCAUGAAGGCGAUGGAAAACGUUAAAUGGGCCAUUUACGAUUCUUGCUGGACUCAAGGCCCACGAAGAACGACUCGAUCACUCAUUAUUGUCCUGCAGAAAUUAAAUAGAAUACCAAAAAUUAGUGUUGGAGGAUUCAUUCCAGAAUUAUCACUGAAUUAUUACGCCUUGUAUUUAUCUAAGACGAUGUCGUUCUUCACAACGCUGCAUAUAAUGCUUCAAAAAAUGGAAGAAUCAGUUGAAGAGACUCGUUUCAAUGAUUCUCAAUAA
Messenger RNA from Fopius arisanus, 486 nucleotides. RefSeq lists its product as uncharacterized. The record is from RefSeq and is a predicted model, not a curated record. The coding region runs from base 61 to 486 and encodes 141 amino acids. Lineage: Eukaryota; Metazoa; Arthropoda; Insecta; Hymenoptera; Braconidae. Gene Ontology annotation, biological process: sensory perception of smell. The transcript has 4 exons. Gene Ontology annotation, cellular component: membrane. Gene Ontology annotation, molecular function: odorant binding; olfactory receptor activity.